GCGCACGGCAGGGAAGAGGAGCGGGCAAAAGGAGGAUGCCUGUCCUGCAGUACAGCCAGCGCCGGGAACGCGGGCGGGGUGGGUCGUGCCAACACCGCCCCCCCGACGGUCUCUGCCGCUAAUGCCGUUUUUCUGCCGCUGCGCAGGAGUCCUUGCGAAUGUAAUUCACCUGCCGCUGUCUUCAGCAGGAAAGAGGCUAAUCCCGUUUGGCGAUUUAGCGGGCCCGCCGCCAGCAGGUGAGGCGGUGGCGGAGGUGGGUGCCCGGCCCGAGCCGUGCCCGGCCGGCCCGGGGCCUACCAGGAUGUCCGUAACAGAUCAAGCCUUUGUGACCCUUGCUACCGAUGAUGUGUACUGUCAAGGCGCUCUGGUUCUCGGACAGUCAUUGAGGAACCAUAAGACAUCUAGAAAAUUGACAGUUCUAAUUACACCAGAGAUUUCCAGUGGGAUGAGGUCAGUCCUCCGCAGUGUAUUUGAUGAAGUAAUCCAGGUGGAUGUGCUUGACAGUGCUGACUCAGUCCAUUUGGCUCUAAUGCAGAGGCCAGAACUGGGUGUAACCUUUACUAAGCUUCGUUGUUGGACUCUUACUCAAUUCAGCAAAUGUGUGUUCAUGGAUGCAGACACUUUGGUGCUUUGCAAUGUUGAUGAAUUGUUUGAUCGAGAAGAGUUUUCAGCAGCUCCUGAUUCUGGCUGGCCUGACUGCUUUAAUAGUGGAGUAUUUGUGUUCCGUCCCUCUUUGAAAACUUACAACCUACUGCUCCAGUUUGCUGCUGAACAUGGCAGCUUUGAUGGAGGUGAUCAAGGAUUGUUGAAUAGCUUCUUCAGCAACUGGGCAACAGCAGAUAUUGGCAAACACUUACCUUUCCUCUAUAACUUGAGCAGCAGUGCUGUAUACACCUAUGUUCCUGCUUUCAAUCAUUUUGGUAGAGAUGCCAAAGUUGUUCACUUCUUGGGAGCAACAAAGCCCUGGAACUACAAAUACAACCUUCAGACAAAGAGAGUUAUGCAGGAUGACACAACCUCUGGAUCUUUUCAUCAACUGUCAUUUCUUGCCCUCUGGUGGAAUAUAUACAGUGCCAGUAUACUGCCUUUGUUAGAAAAACUUCAAAAGAUGGAAGAAUCAGAAUCCAAGGAAUGCAAGCACACUUUCAAUGGAGUUGAAAUUACACUGAAGAAAGUCAGUCCUUGUGUGGCCAAUUCACAGCAAAUGCCUGAGCUUCCAGAGCAGGCAAAUGAAAUAAAUGCCACAGUGUGUUCACCUGAGGAACUCACUUUUGAAGCUCAACCUGUAUAUGAAGUUGAACCAAGCGAUUCUAGCGUCCAUCUCUCUGAGCCUGACAGACCUUCAGAACAACCUGUCUCCCAUCCUGCAUUUCAGGAAACCUCAGAACUGAACGAGAUUGCAGAUUCUGUUUCAGAGCUGUCUAUUCACCUUAAACCAGCAAAACCAACUCCAGAAGAUGAGCGGAGAAAAUGGGAGGAAGGGCGCAUGGACUAUAUGGGGAAAGAUGCUUUUGAACAUAUCAAAAAGAAAUUGGAUGCAUUUUUACAUUAAGAUAGUGUACUGUAAAGGCCAUCAUGAUAUAUGUUUCUUCUAUAAAUGCAAUUCUUGAAUACUUGGCUAUAUUAACAGCUUACCUGAUGCCAGAGGUUAUUAUGGAUCCUCAUAGAUUCUUGGAGGAGAUUAACAGAUACAGACUCUUUUUUGUUUUUUAACUUUUAAGUGUGCCUCAUCUUUAUUGUUACUUAUGUCUCAUCUUCAUUGUUCUCCAACAGUGCCUUCUAAAGAAAAAUGAAUGGUACGCUCUGAGUAUGAUCUCUCAUGUAUUUAUCACCCUUCCCUGUUCCUCCCCAUAGCAUUCUGCAGAAACAGUCAUGAGUGGGAAACAUGCUGAAAAUUGAAAUUAUUUUGGAAGUUGAGUUUAUUUCCCAGACUGAGAUUAUUCCUGAAGUACUUAUAAAAGACACUAUAAAGCUAUUUAAAUAAAAAACUUGUUCCAGAAACCAAAUUAAUGCUUUCAAGGGCAACCAUGAUGUAGACUUCAAUAUGAGAAAACAGUGAAGAGAUGAAAUCCUGUCCUCAUUGGAGUCUGCAACAAAACUUUUUAAUUUAAAUAUGAUUAGGAUUAGAGGAACUUUAGACUUCAUCUGAGAUCACUACUGGAUGUUCUGUGUUUGUCUGUUUAUAGGAAGAUGCUCAGCUUUAUAACUAGUGUAAGGAAGAGUGGUUUAAAACUCUUAAGACAGACUGGUAAUGUAUGUUAACCUUUUAUAUUGUUGCUAUAGGAUACUGUUGCUUUUUAAAAGAUUGUUAGCUUUACUUGCAUAUUCUGAGUUGUGUAGUCAGAGGAAGAAACACGAUGGUAUGGUGUAAACCUUCCGGUGCUUUAUAUAAAUUCGUUUACAAUACUUCAAACUGCAGCUGAUAAAGGCUUCCUUCUCACUCAGGAUGAUAGCCCCAUAUUACAGGCAAUUUGAGUGCAACUGAAAACACAAUUGGCACUUGUUUUAGUAAACAGGCCCUUUGAAGAUAUUUUAAAAAAUAGCUGUGUGUGGGAACCAAAAAAUCUGUGAGGGUUGUUCCAGAAAAAAUCUACUGAUGAGACACCAUUUUAUUAAGAAUACUUAUGGGGGAUUGUUUUGUGAAUUUGGGUAUUUAAAUUUGACUUAUCUCAGUGAGUUUGCCUUAACAAACAAGAAAAAGUACUUUCUUUCAAAGUAAAAAACUUUGAAAGAAAGGAUCUUGACAGUCAUGCUAAUAUGAUAACAGGUUUGACACAGUUAUCUGUAACCUCACUCAGUAUUAGAAUAAAAAUUCUGCAGUGAUGAUGCAGGACUUGAAACAUUUUGGUCUUAAUAUGUCACCAAUUUUGGUAGAGAUAUACAUAAUGAAAUAACUUGGGAAUUCUGUUUCAAAAUGCUGUUACAUUAUGCAUAAAAGGGAUCACCAUAGGUGUUAGUGGAGAAAAAAAAGCAGGAUAGGAGGGAAGAAGAAAUUUUUAUUUCUUUUUCCUCCAUCAAAAAGGAUGUGAGGGUGGGGCAGAGAAUACUUGCACAAAUUGGGAAAUUAAUGAAAGAAAUUAAAAGUCCUUUAAAAGAAGAAAAACAUAUCUUUGAGCAUCUUAGAAUUACUUUCUAAUAAUCACAAUAGUGGACUUGCUUUUACUUUUGUAGGAUUUUUCUGAUUUUUAUCUAGUUCUCAUUUAUUCUAAGCACUCUUAAAGAGUGAAACUCAUUGGUGUGUCUUCUGCGUAUAAGCUUCUAGGUUAAGUUAGAUGUUUUAGGGUCAACAGAGAAAUGGGGAAGGAUCAUCUCCCUUUGACUAACCUGGGGACCCUUGAUAGCCUGCGUCUUUCUGGGUAGGUGACCUUCACACGUUAGCGCAGGUAGGUGCAUUCUACCUCUUGGUGCUGUGGCCCAGUGCAGCGCUGUGUGGAGAUGCAGCAGCUGCAGUGUCCUCUUACUCACGUGGCAUUUGAUCUGCUGAUUAGCCCUGUUUCUUUGUGAUCCUUGUGCACUUCUGAGAAAGUUCUCUUGUUUUAAAAGCAUUGUUGCUAACAUAAUUCAAACAGGUUUUGAAGACUAUAAAACUAGUCAUCAAUGUGAACUCAUGCUUCGGGGAGGUGUACAUUUUACAGUAACAACUAGAUCUUACCGGGCACAUUAAUUAGAUUAUGAGAGAAAAAUUAUUGAUGUGAAAUCAGUAACUGAAAGGUUUUUUAUAUAGGUGUAUGAGUGUAGUAAAAGGAGCUGUGAUUGGACACGUCAAACGGUUAGUAUGUAAAAUGGUACCGUGUGGCUUAUACAAUGUUUUGCAAAGAAUGUACAUUAAUGUAAUGGAAAUAAAAGAAAUGGAAAAGACAUAUGAAGUCAUGUACUUAUCAGAUGAUGCAGAGUUACAGGUUGUUUGCACUAUGCCAGGGAUUAUUAUUUGUGACUGACUAAUUUUUUUUAAAUUUUAUUUAAUUGCUUUUGAGACAUUUAGCAUUACCCGCUGAGCAGAAUUAAAAGGUUAGACUUAUAAUUAUUCCUACAGACAUACAUAAUUAUAAUGUUUAGGAUCUCUUGAAUUAGCACAACAGUAUUUUGUUUAUUGUAUUUCAUGGAAAAGUGUAGCUGUUAAAGGCCCUGCCCAAGUUUUUACAUCCUGUCUUCACAUAAAAAAAAAAUUGAACUAAUUACACAUAAUGUAGUGUUGUAGUGGCUUCUAGCACACAACUGUUGUCACCAAUGUGUGAGAAGGGAAAAUCUUGUAUGUGACUCCAGAAUUUGCAAGUGCUAUGCUUCAGGCAACAUUCUGUGCUUUUAUGGACAUCAUUCUGAAAUCCUGGGAUCACAGGCAGGUCUGAGGGGUGUUAUGGGCUGCAUGCUGCCGUGAACCACAGGGCUGAGGUUUCCUACAUCGAAACACGACUUGGGGAGAAAAAACUUAAAAAGCUUUACCUGGAAUUUUUCCACAUUAAACUGUGGUAUAGCCCCAGGUAUUUUUAGGAUGAAGAAAGUUAAGAAGUGUAGGCUAUUGCUGUGUGGCAGACUGUAUUUAAAGAGGACAGCUUGUGUUUAAAACAAAACAUGAUGAUACUACUUCUGUCAUGUGCUUGGAGUUAUUCAUAGCCUGAUUUAGAGGGUAAUUUUAUUUGCCAUACAACAAUUUUAUUGGGUGCUCUUCAUGUAUAAACAGGAGAUAGUGUGGGUUAGACAUGUGGGCUAAUACACUUUUGUAGCCUACAGUAAAGGAGAUAUUCAUGAAAUAUCACUUUUCUUAAUGCCUGGUGUCUUGUGAGGACUCUUCCAACUGGGUCAUUCUUUGUAAAUAAGAAGUUUUCUUUGUCUCUCUAGUUCAUUCAACUCACCAUUGUUUUUCUGAAGCUGGUAUUCGAAAAAAUGCUUAGUUGUUUUAUUUUGGUUUUUUUCACCUUGAUUUUUCUGUCCAUGAACAGGAGGCUGGAUUAGUAGCAGAUGGCGAUAUAUGUUUGUGUGCUCCUGUAAACAUAUAGUUGUUCAACAGCAGCAAGUCUGCAGCAUGCCUACUUAUUCCUUAAUGGAUUCUGUUGCUUUCCUAAUCUAAACUGGUUUGAUUCCUAUGACUUUGAAAAUAACAUGAGAUGGGCCUGUUUUCUUAAGUCACAGCUCAUUAAUUCACAUCUCACAUUCCAAUUCCCCACCAAUUUUCUUGUCAUGAUAUUGAGAUUAUAUUUCUGUAGUUUGAUUUUCUUUUUUUUUUAAAUCAACCUUUUAAAUGAGAUUAAAUGCAUAGUAGUACGUUCUUAAAUAGCCUGCAAAAAUACAUGUCAGUUAGUGGUCAUUUAAGUAGUCCACAUCAUCAGUAUAUUGGUUGCAAAAUAUCUCAGCUGAAAUUUUGUUCAUCCUAAGUUGGCUGGCUCAUAAAUAACAAUUUCUGUGGUGCUAAUGGUUAAAGGGAUGACACUCAAGCUUUACUUUGCAUCCUGGUAUAAACUUUCAACUUGUAAUAACAUCAUAUUAUAAUUAUAGCAAAGGUAGUUAAAAAAGUACGGUGAUAUAUAUUUGACUUAAACAUCAUAAAUAAUAAUUGUUAGAAAACUGGAAAUGAUAUACUAUGAAUAAAGGGAAAAAUAGUUGCAAGAUUUUUUUUCCUGAAUUUUACUUUGACUGUUGUCAGAGCCCUUUCGAAUUCAACAAACUGGAUGGAUAAAAAAAAAAAAAUUCAAGACAGCCAGCCUCUGACCGGUGAUUAUUUUAGGAUUUUCAGGAUGGCAUGAUGUUAGCUGCCUUGGAAAAGUGUUUGUUCCAUUUUAUGGCACUGUACAGUGUUCUGAACAAUGAUAAAUACAUGAAACACUUUAUUUGUUUUAUUUUAGAGCAAUAAGAUAUUCAAAGCCUUCUCAUAGUAUUAAAUACUUGGAACAGAACUGACUGCAUGUGAUGGGUGGGCACAUGUUUUAUCUUUUGUUUAGAGACUAUUUUUUUUUUUAAUUUUUAAACCUCCAUAAAAUCUUUCUGUUUCCAAACCUUUUACUUACAGUUUUUAGACAAACGGCAGAGUAGAAGUUGGGGUUGUUUGGAUGCUGUAAUAAUCCCUUUUAUUUCAACAUGGGGAGUCGAGAUUUUUUUAAAAUUUUUUUUCUUACUUUCAAAAAAUCUUAAUAAUGCAGUAGUAUGGUAAUCAAAAAAGAAGCUAGGUUUUGAAUAAAUUUGAUUUUUUUUUAAUGUAGCUGAUUAGAUGUAACAUUACAAUCACAACAUUCUAAGAAAAUCUUCAGUAUUUUAUUGAGUUCAAUACUAUAUAUAUGACUGCGUGUGUGUAUUUUAACCUACAAUCUGUCAAAAAGCAAAAGGUUUUUUUAUAUUUACUCCUUCUUUUUGGUCCUUUAUGUAAAUGCUUCUCAAAUAUACUGAGAGUCCUUGAGAAUUUCAAGCUGGAUGAACUUUGAGCUCAAAUUACUUUUCUGAGUUUAUUUGUUAAACAAUUAUUUUGCAUCCUUAAACGAUGGGAUCUUGUGAUCCAUAUGCUGGCAUUCCCUUGAGUCCCAGCAGGGAGCAAAGCAAUGUGUCUAAUAUUUAAACACGGUGAAGUGAAGUUUCUUAGAAGCUUAUUGUCUCAAUCCUGUGAGAUUUGCCAAUUACUCUGUUGAGUCAGUCUAAUGCAACAAUUCCAAAUGUCAUUUAAUAAUGAUCAAACAAUUUAAGUGGAAGUCAGUUUCGUACAACGUGAAUGUCAAACAUUUGCACAGUACAACCACAGCUCUUUCAGUAAAACAAACUUAAUUUGUCACAGAGUAAUACUCCCCUCUCUAUGGUGUGUGUAUUGAACCAUGUGUAGGCACAUUCUGGUAUGGUUAUCACUGGCUUGGAGAUUGGUUAGUUGUCUCAGGUUUUCCCAACAGGCCAUUUUUAUGUAGUCCUUGCUCCUUUCUACAAAGGGAGAAAAGAAGGGAGAAAGCAUAUAAUUUAGCUUUUAUUCUUAUAUUAAUAUAUUUUGCAAAAGAUCGUUAUAGAUGACUUUUCAAGCAAACUUAGGGAACUGACUCAAGAGUUUCUUCCUUCUGGUGUUAUUCAAGCAGUCCUUGUAACAGCUUUUUUACACAUUAAUGCAUUUUAUGCAAAAGUGUGCUUGAGGAUAACUCUUGGGUGAUGUUGGGUUCACCUGCUUUAACUGGGAAUGUACAUUUGCCAGAAGAUCAGAAUAACAGCGUGUGCAGAUCUUAUGUGAUAUGGUUAGAGUAUAUACAGACAAAGAGAUCUGCAACCACUCCUGGCUAGGAUCUGCAUGAAAUGGGUAAAAUAAUUAACCUCCAUUCUCUGCUUACCACUCCUCAAAAUUUUUAUCUUUUAAGAUACAUUUAGAUUUAGACAGUAAAAGAAGCUUAGGACUGAAAAACUCUUCUCUCCUGUCCCUCAUGUUUUUUGAAGUGAUGUGCAUCCGGUUCACCAAUUUUCCAUUACGUUGUUCUCCUUGUCGCCUGCAGAUCACCUCUGUGUGCACUGUCUGCCUCUCCCUCUGUGUAUGGGAAAAGCACAUUUCUCUUUGCCUGGUUGAGGUUUCUUAACAGUGAGUUAACAAAAGCCAGUUAUGCUAUGCUGCCAGCCCUAAUUCUUCCUCCUCCUGUCUGAAAGCCCCUCUGGCUUUCCACAGAUGCCAGCCAAGAUAAAAUUAUCUAUGUUUGGAUGUCAGGAAGGCACCAUGGAUAUCUAUGUGACUCCUUAGCAUCUGACUCUAUAUGGCAGUUUAGCAAAUUUAAGUUUCAGAAGAAUGAGGUGUUACACAAAUGUUUAAUGUUUACAUUUAUAUGGGGUGAUUUUUUUUCACGCUGUGCUUGGAAAUGGAGUUCAGGGUUUUGCUGAUGUAUUGGCCUUCCUAGUCUGGCUUUCUAGUUUCGACCUAUGCUUACAAGCUGAGUGAGUGCUUGAACACCUUCCCAUGCCCUGGUAAAAGCUCUCAUCAUAACCUAGUGUGGGACUGGGCAUGUUCUUGUGUAUGAAUCAUAGAAUCACAGAAUAUGCUGAGAUGGACGGGACCCAUCGGGAUCAUCAAGUCCAACUCCUGGCCCUAUGCAGGACUCCCCAAAAAUCGCACCAUGUGCUUGAUAGCAUUGUCCAGCAGUUUUUAAACUCUCAGGCUUGUUGUUGUGACCACUUCCCUGGGGACCCUAUUCUGGUGUUCAAGCAGCCUCUGGGUGAAAAACUUUUUCCUGAUAUCUAACCUAAUGGAGUGGGGAAGGCAGUGACGUGUGAACUGAGAAAAAGCUUAUCCUUGUGUUUAACUGACAGUGUAGAUGCUACUAAACUGAUUGGCUUGACUCUAGAGAACAGCAUUUGGUUUUGUUCCCACUGAACAGUAAGAUUUGUCCUCCAUCUCUGAAUCGGCCAAACUGGCUUUAAAAUGCAUGGUCUUUUAUGCUCUUUUCUCCCUGCAUGAAUCCAGUGAAAUGCAGCUGCUCUGGUUUUGGUCCAAGUCAGCCACAGAAAAAUGUCAAAUCUUCUGACGAGUUCUUAGCAAUGUUGAUGUGGAUUUAAAUGCUAUCAAGCAGUGAGAACAAAUGUAUUUUUAGAUACCCCUGUCAAGUGUAACAUUGAUGCAUCCAAUCAGUUCAUUGUCAUAAGUGCCCUUUGAUUUAUGUGGAGUGUUUUCCACAUAACUUUCUUGGUGACCUUUUAGAGGAAAGACAAAAUGGGAAAUAACCUGAAGAAAUGCCCAGUCAGCUUUUGGGAGACUUGCACUUGAUGUUAUGUCAUGGUCAUACACAACCAUGUUUAGAGCUAAACAGCAGUGACUUACCACACUGCCACAUUGGAGGUGUAAGUCAGGAGGUUCUCUGAAAACACUGCAAAAGGUGCACAGUCCAGGCAUACAUUUGCUUCUCUCCUGAGGCUGGCGAAAGCGCUGGGAUCUGCUGUGGCAGCUCAAGAGCUGAGAGAGGGACCUGCUGCAGGCCUUCCUAUCUCUUGUUGUUUCUAAAAGGCAAAAAAUGACACACAGGCAACCUUGGUACUGAAUAGAGCUGCACUGGUGUGGCUCUGCAAGUCUGCUAGCUCUAAGGAAAUAGGUCACCUGAAGUACCUGCUCUGCAGCUCUUACCAUCCUUUGUUACUUUUAAAAUCUGGGUGACCUUUAGCUGUGUGGUACGAGUGAACAUACAGUGUUCAGAAAGGCUUAAAGUUUGAAUCUGAGUUUCUUGCCUGCAAUCUACUUUUUCUGAAGGCAAAAAUACAGAAACCUCCAUUUAAAAAUAGGAUUUGACACAAAACCUGGCAAGAGCAUGGUUAGGAUUACAUAUUGAGAGAUGAAUUUAUUUAACCUGAGGGCAGCAAGAGAGGAUUACAUAUUUUAAUCCCCUCCGUUUCCCUAAUGACUGUACAGAGUGCUGACACUUGCUUGGCUUGGAGAAAAUGACCUGUACACAGAAGUGAUUAGUGUGUGAAUUUUUUUUUAACACCUCCUACUGAAAACAAAGUGCUUUCUCACAAAACAAAGCACAUUUUGCAUGGCCCUCAUAUGAAAUCAGAGUCACUGUCACUCAAGUGGGACAUGCAUCUUAUAAAUUGGUCUCAGAUUGUGAAAUUUGGGACCUAUCUUCUCAAGGGUGAUGCUUUUCAAUGCUCUUGCAAGUGAGAUGACUUAACUACAUGGAAAAUGCAUUUCGGUAAGAAUUGUGGUUUAACAUUUCAGCAUAGCUAGGUACUUUGCUGCUGAUCUUGAGAUGUUAACUUCAGCUAUCUAAUUUUUAUAACACACUUGUCAGUUCGGUUUUCCGUGGGAAUUCUUACAUGAUAGAAAAAUGAAUGUACAGAUGAGGCAAAAAAUUGCUGUAAAUUAUUAGGUGUUUAUUUCGGAGAGGCAAACGAAUUUUGGUAUGUUUCCAAAUAAAAUGUGGGGUUUUUUUCAUUAUUUAUUUAUUUUUUUCAUUGUCAUCAUAAUUUCAUUUUUGUGCAACAGGUUUUUUUUCAUUGAAAGAUAAGCCCUGAAUAGGGAUACCCUUUUGGGCUGAGUACUGUUGUCUUAAUAAGUAUAUUUCCUGUACAAACAUCUGCAAUGAAAAGUUUACUUUCUUAUCAGUUAUCGUUUGCUUGAAUUGAAAAUCACUAAGAAAAGAAUUUUUUUGGGGGUAUUUAAUCCAGAAUUAUGCACUUGAGGGGUAGAUUAUACAGGUGACCCCUAAUUUUUAAACUACAGGUUUACUAAAUUUCUGUGGGUAUGGAAAAAGGUUGAAGAAAAAAACCCAAUAAUAUCUCCUUAAGUUAUUCCAGUGUAAUUUAACCCAUAUCUCUAAUUUCUCUAUGAAUGUAAAUGUCAUGUAAAUGUGAAAACUGUCAACUUCUUUAAAGAAGCUAA
Messenger RNA from Pipra filicauda (Wire-tailed manakin), 10309 nucleotides. It is a transcript of the gene GYG2, whose product is annotated as glycogenin 2. The coding region runs from base 122 to 1552 and encodes 476 amino acids. The transcript is spliced from 9 exons. Gene Ontology annotation, molecular function: glycosyltransferase activity. Lineage: Eukaryota; Metazoa; Chordata; Aves; Passeriformes; Pipridae. Gene Ontology annotation, cellular component: cytoplasm. The record is from RefSeq and is a predicted model, not a curated record.